AAACAUAAUUCAAUAAAAUUGCUAUAAUAACAAUAUGUUUCAAUACGAUCAUCGCCCCUUUGCUGCUUCUUCAAUUCCAAUUCGUUCACAACCCCUAAUUGUCAUGGCUUGGACUUUGGACUCGUUCUUCUAUUUACACAAAAUGUCAGUUGAAAGCACUUUAGAUGACACUUCUGACCAAUCAUAGAGCACAACAAUAAUUGUUUACAAAUUGUUAACGCGUCCGUGUUAGCCCGUUAGCCCGUGGCAAUGAUUGUCACUUUUGACACGUUACGCCCCCCUUUCUAGUAAAAUUCCAGCUUAUCCUGUUUAGCUGUUUAAUAUAAAUAAAAAAACCUCAAUUCAUGUUCAAGUGAAGUGUCUUUGAUUUGCAUAUCAUUUGUGGACGCCCAACUAUAUCUAGCCAUAUAAAACUGCCAAUAACAUGGCCAACCUGGUUUAGUCGAGUCGGAAUAGCUGCUACGUCCAUGUCACUUGUAUCGCUAUAUAAUGCCUGCCAGGUGUGUGGCGAUCAGAGCUCUGGCAAGCAUUAUGGAGUUUCGUGCUGCGAUGGGUGCUCCUGCUUCUUCAAGCGCAGUGUCCGGAAGGGUAGUCACUAUGCCUGCAUUGCCGUUAAGGGCAACUGUGUGGUGGAUAAAGCACGUCGCAAUUGGUGCCCUUCGUGUCGCUUUCAGCGCUGCCUUGCCGUGGGCAUGAAUAUUGCAGCAGUGCAGGAGGAGCGCGGACCACGUAGUCAGCAGGCGCAAAACAGUCAACGUCUAUUGGUUGUAACGCCGCCAGCUCCGCCAUCGCCACCUGGACCGACGCUGCACUUUCAGAUACUUGCACAGAUUCUGGUCACAUGCUUGCGCCAAGCGAAGCUCAAUGAACAGUUUCGUCUGGUAGCACGUGCCCAACAGGAUGCUAUUCUCCAGGUGGUCUGGAGUGAGUGUUUCAUAUUGCGUGCUUCGCACUGGUCCUUGGAUAUCAGUGCUAUGAUCGAGAGCUGCGGAGAUGUUCAGCUCAAGCUGAUGUUAUCGGAGGCCCAACAGUUGCAAGCCGAUCUCAUGGAGCUGAACUUUCUGGAAACCUUAAUUUUGUGCCGCAAAGAACUGGCUUUAAAUGCUGAUUAUGCUCUGAUCUUAGAGACGUACUCGAAUGGUGCACUUUGUUCCUUGGCCCGCUACACUCUGCAUCGGUCCCAUUGGCUGCGCUUUGGUCAACUUCUGCUUGGAUUACGUCAACUAUCUCUGCAGCGUUACGAUUGUGCCCUCUCCUGCAUGUUUCGCAACGUUGUGCGUGAUAUAUUGAAAACACUUUAAGCCCUAAACGAUAAAUAUAAAUAUUC
Molecule: messenger RNA, 1327 nt
Organism: Drosophila hydei
Lineage: Eukaryota; Metazoa; Arthropoda; Insecta; Diptera; Drosophilidae
Gene: Hr83
Product: photoreceptor-specific nuclear receptor
Exons: 2
Coding region: 468-1301 (277 amino acids)
Biological process (GO): cell differentiation; regulation of transcription by RNA polymerase II; anatomical structure development
Molecular function (GO): zinc ion binding; RNA polymerase II cis-regulatory region sequence-specific DNA binding; nuclear receptor activity
Source: RefSeq, a predicted model, not a curated record